AUGAACAAUUCUGACGAGCCAGUCGAUUACGAAGUUCAAGAAGUUUACCAGCUUACACCAAUUAUCAAGGUUCUUUGUAUCUGUUUUUACAAUGUUCUCUGUGUCAGUUCGGUUUACGGUAACUCUCUCGUCAUCAUGAUUAUUCUUUAUUUUCGAAGGCUAAGGACGGCUACGAAUAUCCUUAUUUUGAACUUGGCCAUAGCUGAUCUCCUUAUUGCCGUAUUUUGCAUACCAUUUUCUUAUUGGCAAGUGCUGAUUUUCGAUGAUCAACGUUGGAUAUUUGGCUCGGCAAUGUGUAGUCUUCUAUCAUUUUUACAAGGAAUAGCAGUAUUUCUAAGCUCUUGGACUUUGGUAGUUAUCAGUUUUGAUCGCUGGAUGGCUAUUAUGUUUGUUUUAUCUCCAAGUAUGCGAUUAACCAGAAAACGAGCAAUUUAUUUGGUUUUUGCCACGUGGGCUUUCAGUAUGUGCAUGGCACUGCCGUUGUUUCUCGUAUCGAAAAUACAAAGGACAGGGGACAUAGAACGAUGCGAUGAAGACUGGAGUGCUGUCGAAGCUUUUGUUCCGGGGUCCCGACGUCUUUACUCGUACUUGGUACUGAUACUGCAAUAUGUAGUUCCAUUAACCGUGCUUAUCAUCACCUACACAUUUAUCGGAAUGAAAAUGUGGAACAGCCGAAUUCCGGGCCCAAGUAGUUCUAAUAAGAAAGUUGUGAUGGAAAGGCACGAAAGCGUCAAGAAGUUGAUCCCAAUGGUAAUUCUGAUCUCUGCCAUGUUCGCCUUCUGUUGGCUACCUCUUCUGCUUCUAAUCAACGUUAUAGUGGAUCUAUGGCCUAGCGUUGCAAGUUGGAAAUAUAUUCUUUACUUAUGGUGGUUCUCACAUGGAUUGGCCAUGAUGCAUUCUAUGGUGAAUCCAAUUGUUUAUUUCCUGAGAAAUGCACGCUUCCGAGAAGGAUUCUGCUAUUUUUCACGGUUUCUCCCAUGUGUGCAUUUCCAAGAGUUCAAACUUCUCAGCGAACAAGCAAAAAACACGCGAUCUCGAUCAGGAACCAUUAAUCCUGGCUCAAUGAACUCGCGCUGUACCCCCUCCGAAUACGGUUCUUACACUCGAUUCAUCAACCAGACAAGACCCUUGAUGGUACGUCAAACUACGAUCAUAUAGUGGACUAUGGAAGCUACAGAGCGGGUCUCGAUUGAAAUGUCUAUUGAAGACUAAAAGUGAACAAAUCGAGAGAUUUGAGUGUAAUUUGUUGUUGCUUGUUCUACAAUCGCAUGUUUUUC
Molecule: messenger RNA, 1277 nt
Organism: Cylicocyclus nassatus
Lineage: Eukaryota; Metazoa; Nematoda; Chromadorea; Rhabditida; Strongylidae
Source: the annotation of a GenBank genome assembly